AUAAAAGAACGAGGCCAAUAUCCAGCCAUCUUGACCGAACAAGCUUGGUCAAUAACCCAUACGUAACACACCUAACUACACCUGUCAAAACCGCUGGCCAAGGAAAGAAGCAGAUCGCAUUACUGUAGGUUCGAAAGCGCCAGAAAGAUCGAACUCAACUAAAACCUUUCCUGUAUCGUUUCUUUUAGAGAUUUGUAGUUCAUUGUUUUGAUAAUUCAUGGCUUCGUUUACUCUAGAGGGCCUAUUUGCUUAUCUCACGGAAACAUUCACCGCCGGAGUAAUCCAAUCUUACCAGGGACAAGGAUUUCUUGAAGAUGCCCCGUUGAUACAAGGACAGGAUCCUCUGGAGUCUUUUAGAAAGUUCGACGACAAUGAUACGAUUUUUCAGGAGUACGAUGCACCUCCAGGGGACGACAGCAAAAUGGGCUGGAAAAAAUCUCGACCGCCAAAAUGGUGGAUGUCGCUUUGGAAGGCCGUGAAAGAUGUCUUCUGUAUUCAAAUUCUUGGUGGUUUGACUCUCGGCACGCUUGCCAUAUUCAUUUUGGUUUUGGAUUUCAAUUCCGUCGAUCUUUGCUACGAUAGGAAGUUUCACGGACAUUGGAACUCGCUUCCGCCUACGAUUCAAGCCAUCAUUGUCAGCGCCGACACUGCAGAAGCAUAUGUAUGCCAAAUGUGGUCAUUUCUUGUUGUAAUCACAAUGUUUGAUUGGCCCUUAGUGAAGAAACUCAAUUUGUUGACUCUCAAUCUACUGGGUGCAUUUUUUGRCACGUGUUACAGACUUUACCUUCAAGUUUUUGGAAUAUACCAGAAGCCUUGGAUGUCUUUUCCUUUAAAUGCUUUAUUUCUCAUCAUAACCCUAAUGAAUUCUAUACUUGUCGGAAGAGAAAUUGCCAACAACAGCGAAACUGAAAGAUCCAUGAAAGUCAAGAAGACUAUCAAGGUUUCUGCGAUACUCGCAGCUCAAUUUGCUUUCGGGAUUCCGAUUUCGUUUGGUCUUGUUUAUGGCCUGAUUCCAUUGUAUGGCCGUGUGCAGAACGAAACAUUCAGAGCAGUCAUAACUGGUGCUCUUCCUCUCGUCCCGGCUAUACCAAAGGUCAUAGUGCGUUUGACGGCCCAGAGAAUCGAUUUCAUUCACCCUGGUGACUCUCACGUGCUUUUAAACGCUCUGUACACCGCAUCCGCUAUCGUUUUCCGUGUCAUGCAAGCUGAGCUCUCAAGUCUUCGUUUGUUCAUUUUUCUGAGCUUUGUGCAUGGCGCUGUGGACUUGUUAGAGAGGCUAACCAUUGUUGUUCGAGAUUAUUUGUGGUACUUCAUUUACAGGAAGCUUAAACGCAACGCGGACGCAGAGGCAAUGUUGAGCGCUGAUAAAUUUCGCACUCCACGAAGCAUGCGAUUUAUUGCCGACAUGAGCAUCCAGAUGAUUCUCGGAGAAUCAACGGCUUUGAUAGCAGCGGUUGGCGCCAUCCAGCUGUAUGGUUUCAUGUACAACAACAACAGUCUGUCCUUUUCCGACAUGCAUUUGAUUGCCGACUUUUUUAUUCGCGUUUCCAUCGCUCUUAGCAUUGAUUUCGUUUUUAAUUCNUUCUCGUUUUGGCUACAAAUGUCAUAUUUAAAUAUCGCUGUGGUGCGGGUUUGGAAGAAGAAAUGGAGGAAGCACAUGCUUAUAGGUUUUAUUUUAACUUCUGUGACAAUGUGUUACUUUACCCCUUAUUUGUUCGCUGUUGUAAGAGACAAGAAGACUUCGGAAACUAAAAUGCGUCAUUUUAACUGCACUGGACCCUUCUCAAGGUUCUGAGAGGUCAUCAUCACUAACACACUUUUUACAUGCUGGUCUAAAGUUCUCGUGCUGUUUAGCUUUGUCGGAAGAAAAAUGUUAGAAAAACGUUUUUAACUCAUCAGAUUUAGGUUGUAUUUUGCUGUAAGGGUCUGUUUGAAUUA
Molecule: messenger RNA, 1938 nt
Organism: Orbicella faveolata
Lineage: Eukaryota; Metazoa; Cnidaria; Anthozoa; Scleractinia; Merulinidae
Source: RefSeq, a predicted model, not a curated record